This is a messenger RNA of Monodelphis domestica (gray short-tailed opossum), 5165 nucleotides long. RefSeq lists its product as uncharacterized. Gene Ontology annotation, molecular function: RNA polymerase II cis-regulatory region sequence-specific DNA binding; DNA-binding transcription repressor activity, RNA polymerase II-specific; DNA-binding transcription activator activity, RNA polymerase II-specific. Gene Ontology annotation, biological process: regulation of cytokine production; regulation of immune system process; negative regulation of transcription by RNA polymerase II. The record is from RefSeq and is a predicted model, not a curated record. Gene Ontology annotation, cellular component: nucleus; nucleoplasm. Lineage: Eukaryota; Metazoa; Chordata; Mammalia; Didelphimorphia; Didelphidae.
AGGGGUCAAUAACAUUCAAGGAUGUGGCUGUGGACUUUACCCAGGAGGAAUGGCGCCUGUUGGACCAUUCUCAGAAAGAGCUGUACAGGCGGGUCAUGCUGGAGAAUGUACAGAAUCUACUCUUCGUAGGUAGCUUCAGGUGAAAUCUUAAAACUUUGUAAGAGAUGAACAUUUCUGAAGCUAAUCACAAAAGUCAUCAAGCGGACCUUCUAAUUAGACCUGAAAUUUGUGUGCAGAUUCUCUGUUGAUACCAAGGCAGAUUUUCCUUGCAGGUGGCCAUUGAAGGGGACACUCUACCUGCCAGGGCAGCCCCUUCCCAUUUGGGAUGAGUCUGGUCUUUAGAAAGGAAUUUUUGUUUAGAAGUAUUCAUGGGGGAGGCAGUGCCAAGAAGGCUGCAUAGCAGAGGCAAAAGCUGGAGCCACCCUGAGAAUCUCACACCUUAAAAGAGUGCUUCUAGAAUUCUAGUAUCACAGAAUGAACAAGGGUCAGAGUAAGGUGAAGCUCCUGAGGAAAACAACUUGAAAGAGGCAGAGACUUAUUUUGAAAUGAAAGAGAUGUCUACAAAGCUGAGCCUUUUUGUGGAAGGAUCUGGCCCUCCAAGAGGCAUGAAUAGGAGUACCUGCAAUUUCAUUUUGAGAGAAAUCUAUGACUCUAAUAUCAAGGCAAAUAGAAAUCCAAAGAGUGACUGUGAAUUUGAUGAAAUUGAAGAGAAAUUCAGCCAACAUUCAGUCCAAAAUCAGUAUACAAAAUUGACCUCAGGAAGUGACUGUUGUCUGGAUAGUGAAUACACCAACUGCUUUCCUGAAAAAGUAGGAUUUAACCAGUCGCAUGAGAAACCUCCUGAAAUGCUCAUGUAUCAAGGUAACCUAGGGAGAAUCACCUAUGGCUCCAGUUUAGACCUCAGAAGUCAUCCAAAGAGUCAACAUGUAAAGAUGCUUUCUGUAAGUAACAAAGGGACAAGAUCUUUCAGUCAGAACUGUGAGCAUGGUUCAUAUAAAAAAAUCCAGUCUGGAGAGAGACCUUAUGAAUGUACAGAAUGUGGAAAGGCUUUCUCAUUUAGGGUUGGUCUUGCUAGACAUCAAAGAAUCCACACUGUAGAAAAACCUUAUAAAUGUACAUACUGUGGAAAGACUUUCACAUGUAGGGACAAUCUUGUUGCACAUCAGAGAAUCCACACUGGAGACAAACCUUAUGAAUGUAAAAACUGUGGAAAGGCUUUCACACAGAGGAGUCAUCUUACUGAACAUCAAAGCAUCCAUCCUGGAGACAAACUUUAUGAAUGUAAACAGUGUGGAAAGACUUUCACACAAAGUGGCACUCUUGCUAAGCAUCAUAGAAUUCACACUGGAGACAAACCUUAUGAAUGUAAACAAUGUGGAAAGGCUUUCACACAAAGCGGCAGUCUUGCUGAACAUCAGAGAAUCCACACUGGAGAGAAACCUUAUAAAUGUACACACUGUGGAAAGGCUUUCACACAGAGAGGAACUCUUGCUAAGCAUCAAAGCAUCCACACUGGAGAUAAACCUUAUGAAUGUAAACAGUGUGGAAAGGCUUUCACAUGUAAGGACCAUCUUGCUGUACAUCAGAGAAUCCACUCUGGAGAGAAACCUUAUAAAUGUAAACAGUGUGGAAAGGCUUUCACAUGUAGGGGCCAUCUUGCUGUACAUCAGAGAAUCCACUCUGGAGAGAAACCUUAUGAAUGUACACAAUGUGGAAAGGCUUUCAUACACAGGUUGAGUCUUGCUGCACAUCAGAGUGUCCACACUGGAGAGAAACCUUAUGAAUGUACAGAAUGUGGAAAGACAUUCACAUGGAGGGGAGAUCUUGGUAAACAUCAGAGAAUCCACACUGGAGAGAAGCCUUAUGAAUGUAAACAGUGUGGAAAGGCUUUCACACAGAGGGGCUCUCUUGCUAAACAUCAGAGAAUCCACACUGGAGAGAAACCUUAUGAAUGUAAACAGUGUGAAAAGGCUUUCACUCGGAAGGGCCAUCUUGCCAGACAUCUCAGAAUCCACUCUGGAGUGAAACCUUAUGAAUGUACACAAUGUGGAAAGGCUUUCAGGGAGAGGGGCUGUCUUGCUGCACAUCACAGAGUCCACACUGGAGAGAAACCUUAUGAAUGUACAGAAUGUGGAAAGGCUUUUACAAGGAAGGGAGAUCUUGGAAAACAUCAGAGAAUUCACACUGGAGAAAAACCUUAUAAGUGUACACAUUGUGGAAAGGCUUUUGCACGGAGGGGCCAGCUUGCUCCACAUCAGAAAAUCCAUGCUAGAGAGAAACUUUAUGAAUGUAAUAAAUUUGGAUAGCCUUUCUCUUAAAGCUCCACAGUUAUUUCAUGCCACAAAAUCUCCCAUGGAGAGAAACCUCACAAGUGAGGCUGAGCUUAUAGUUGCCACUCAUAGCUUAUUUAACAGAGAGGAUCUGCACUAGAGAGAAACUUUAGGAAUGUUAUCAAUAUGAUAAGGCCUUCAUGCCAUAAUCAUCUUUUAUUCCCAAGGAAGAAUUCUUAUUAUACAAUAAUAUUAUUCUUAUUCCUGUCAUGAAUGAAGAAGGAUAUUGAAAUAGAGAGUCCAGAGCUUGUUCAGUAUGAGAUUUUCUGUAGGAAGGCUUUCAGCCAGAGAUCAUCUCUUCAUAUCAGACAAUUCAUAGUGGAAAAAACCCUAAUGAAUAUGUUCAAGUUUAUGUGUUUUCCUCAGGAGGAGGGUAAUUAGUAGCAUUUGAAGAAAUGCAAAUGAUCUGAGGGACCAGCCCACAUCUAUUAGUUUGGCUAUUAUGGAAGAAAAGGAAAGUGUGAAAAGUUGGAGGAGCUGUUGGACAAUUGAAAAAUAAAUGAACUUUGGGGCUGUGUGUCAAGAAUUGAGCCAUUCUUGAGAGAUCAUUUUGGAACUGUGUCCAUAGGGUAUUUAAAAACAAAAAAGGAAAAGGACCUAUAUAAAAAAUAUAAAACACUUCAAGGUGCUCUUUUUGAGGUGACAAAAAAUUGGAAAUUAAAGAGGAAACUCAUCAUUUGGGAAAUGGCUGAGCAAAUGAUGGCAUAUGAUUGUAAUGGAUUCUUAUUUUAUAUUUAAUGACGAGAAGGAGGAGCUCAGAAAAACCUGAAAAGACUUCAGAACUGAUGCAGACUAUUUAAUAUAAUAAAAAUUAUCCAUUUUACAUUUUGUAAUGUUCCCUAUCUCUUGUUUGGUCUUAAAUUCCUUCUUUUCCCAUAUAUUUGACAGGUAUACUGUAACCUCCUGUAGUAACAUAUUAAAAUUCUUGUGGGUGGACACCUGAGAAGGAGAUUAGAAACUGAGGGAAAGUGGAUACAAGAGAGUAAGAGAGAGACAGAGAGAGAAAGGAAUAAAGACUCAGAAACAGGGAGUUAAAAAAAUAUGGGCUCCAUUGUCCGUGCCCCUCUGAUGGAAUUGAGAGAGAGCUCUAUACAGGUUCUCAAACUUUUAUUGAAGACUUUAGGAAUGUGGAGUGGGAGGUAACUAAUGAACAUGUGACAUGGGAUAAGUUUUAACAUUGGCUCAAUUGACAAUCACAUAAUUAAAGAGGAGGAGGUUAAUCAAACAUGUGACUUGGUAAGGAAUGUGGUCUUAACAAGGUGGGAGCUAGGGCGCUGUGGCAAAUUUGGCCUGCUCAGGAAUUCUUUUGUCCUUUGCAAUAAAGAUUUGGAAAUACAAUAAUCAAUAAGUAACAUGACCAUGAAUCUGGUAUAUGAACACAUAAGAUACAAUGUCAAUAUACCAAUAUACCUCCAAGAUGCUAAUAUACCUGGUGUGCUACAUAUGAUAUUUCAAAUUCCUCUAAUUUACUUCUAAUACCACUCUUUAUAUUUAAGUCCCAUACCCAUUGUGAAUUUCUCUUGGUAUAAGCUGUGAGAAAUUAAUUGAAACCUAAUUUUUCCCAGACUGUUUUCCAAUUUUCCCAGCGCUUUUUGUCAAAUAUUGAGUUCUUGUCCCAAAAGCUGAGAUCUUUCAGUUUAUGGAACACUAGCUUGCUGAGGUCAUUUACCCCUAGUCUGUUUCAAUGAUCCAUCCUUCUGUCUCUUUGCCAGUACUAUAUUGCUUUUUAAAAAUUAAUUUUAAAUUUAAUUAAUUUAGAAUAUUUUCCCAUGGUUUCUUAAUUCAUGUUCUUUCCCUCCACCCUACCAGAGUCAACGAGCAAUUCCACUGGGUAUUACUUGUAUCAUUGUUUAAAACAGAUUUCCAUGUUAUUCAUAUUUGUAAUAGAGUGAUCUUUUAUCUCCAAAACCCCAAUUACAUCCCCAUUGAGUUAUGUGAUCAAUCAUAUAUUUUUCUUCUGGAUUUCUACUCCCAUAGUUAUUUUUUUGGAUGUGGAUAGCAUUCCUUCUCAUAAGUCACUCAGAAUUGUCCUGGGUCAUUGUAUUGCUGCUAGUAGAGAAGUUCAUUACAUUCUAUUGUGCCACAGUGUAUCAGUCUCUGGGUACAAUGUUCUCUUGGUUUUGCUCCUUUUGCUCUGCAUCCAUUCCUGGAGGGUUGUUUUUUUUUUUUUCCAAUUCACAUGGAUUUUUUCCAGUUCAUCAUUCCUUUCGGCUCAAUAAUAUUCUGUCACUAUCAGAUACCACAAUUUGUUCAGCCAUUCUCCAGUUGAUGGACAUCCUCUCAUUUUCCAGAUUUUUGCUACUACAAGAAUGUGGCUAAAAUAUUUUUGUGCAUGUAUUUCCCCCUCAUUAUCUCUAGCUUACCUGGAUCAAAGGGCAGGCAUCCUUGUAAAGCCCUUUGGGCAUAGUUCCAAAUUGCCUUCCAGAAUGGUGGGGUCAAUUCACAACUCUGCCAGCAAUGCAUUAGUGUCACAAUUUUGCCAUAACCCCUUUAACAUUUAUCACUUUUCUUUGCUGUCAUAUUGACCAAUCUGCUGGGUGUGAGGUGGUAUCUGAUUUGAUUUACAUUUCUCUAAUUAUGAGAACUUUAGAAUAUUUUUCAUGUGCUUAUUCAUAGUUUUGCUUUAUCUGAAAACUGCCUAUUCAUGUCUCUUGUCCAUUUAUCAAAUGGGGAAUGGCUUGAUUUUUUCGUCCAAUUGAUUUAGAUACUCAUAAAACUGAGAAAUAAGACCUUUGUCAGAGGUUUUUUGUUAUAAAGAUUUUCCCCCCAAUUUGUUGCAUUGGUUUUGUUUGUAUAAAACCUUUUUAAUUUAAUGUAAUCAAAAUUAUUCAUUUU